Messenger RNA from Toxorhynchites rutilus septentrionalis, 3813 nucleotides. RefSeq lists its product as uncharacterized. Lineage: Eukaryota; Metazoa; Arthropoda; Insecta; Diptera; Culicidae. Bases 1 to 3813 code for a protein of 1270 amino acids. The transcript has 2 exons. The record is from RefSeq and is a predicted model, not a curated record.
AUGAGUAGACCAGGUUCUAACUUGGAUCAAAACGAGACAGUAUACAACUGCGGAAGCUGUGCCAGACCCGAUCAUGACGAGAGCCAGAUGGUUUAUUGUGAGAGUUGUGAGCGCUGGUUUCAUUUCACCUGCCAACAAGUGACGUCCGAUGUGAAGGAUGAUGCUACCUGGGUGUGUAUUGAUUGUUCUGCGAGUGGUGGCAAUCCUAAUCCUCCUGAGCACACUGAUCCCGUUGAUGCAGAGCUUGCUGAAGAAGAAAAGGCCCUCACCCGAGAGAGGGAGCUCUUUCAGAAACAAAUGAAAAAAAGGAUGGAGCUGGCGAAAAUGAAGCUGAGGCUGGAAAAAGAAAAACGGGAAAUGGAGUGGGAAUUUGAAAAGCAGGAGAUGAAAAGGAGAAUUGCGGCAGAAGAAGAAUUUAAUCGAAAGCGACAGAUAGAAAGAGAUUGGAUGCAACGAAAAUUAGACAGCGUGAUUAAUGAACGGUCGGAAAUAGAAGGUAGAUUGAAGAAAAAAGAAUAUAAAGCAAUGUCUAAAACCGUAGAUGAGAGAUUGAGACUAACAGAAGCGACGUCUUCAGAAUUUAGCAUUGGGAAACCGAGCAGUUCAACGCCUUUAGAAGAUAGAACAGCGCAGAAUAUUAGAAAGUCAGAACAAACGAAUCAAAAACAUCAAGAGAAUGAUAGGGAAACACCUCGCCGUAAUCCUUCAGUAAAAACAAAAAAGGAUUUGUCGAAAGAAACUCAAAAGAAAAAAGUCGUAGUCCAGGUAGGCGGGGGCGCUAAUGACUCUAAAAGUAAACAUGCAGAGCAUGAUAGUGAUAACGGAUUGUCAACGGAAGAGAGGCAGACUGAAACUUGUGCUGAAGUGAUUAGCGAAAUUUCAGAUUCCGAAGAGGAAGAAAUUUGUUCUAAUAAAAGUUUAAACAUUGAAAUGGAACGACUAGAAAUAACACCGACAAAAGCGCAGUUGUCGGCCCGUCAAUUUCUCUCUAAACGGCUACCAACGUUCUCUGGAAAACCAGAAGAAUGGGUUAUGUUCAUAACGACCUACCAGACAACCACGAAAGCAUGUGGGUUUUCCAAUCUAGAAAACCUGGCAAGGUUACAGGAAUGUCUGAAAGGUCCGGCGCUAGAAGCCGUUUACACUCGUCUUCUUCUCCCGAGUUCGGUACCACGAAUCAUUGAAGAGCUUCGAGAACAAUUUGGACAACCUGAACAAGUUUUGGACACAUUGAUGGCGAAGAUACACGCUGUAGAUGCUCCCAAAGUCGAUAAACCAGCAUCUCUCAUUCACUUCGGCAGGUUAAUACAACAACUAUGUGAUCACCUCGAAGCAACAGAUCUCAAAGAUCACUUGAUUAAUCCAAUGCUUAUCAGACAACUAGCGAAAAAACUAUCACCAUCUACCAAAUUAGAUUGGAUCCGAUUUAAACGAAACGAAUGUAGCAAGGGCAUAAAAAUUACAUUAAGUACAUUUGCAGAAUUUCUUUCGGAAAUUGUGUCGGUGGCGACUGAAGCCGUGAAUAUUAUAGAUGGUCCAGCUGAUAACAGUCACAUCGAUAAAACAAGAAAAAUCAAACCGAAUGAACGCGAAGGCUUUUUACAUGCCCAUGGUGCAUCGGAAAAUGAAGGGACACAAAUGUUACAAAUGCAGAAUAGAAGACCAUGUUUGAUGUGUGGUGAAAUUAAUCACAGAUUACGUAACUGUCAAGAUUUCUGGAAGCUAAGUGUCUAUCAACGUUUGCAAGCUGUUGACGGAUGGGAGUUGUGUCGCAUAUGCUUGAAUGCUCACGGGAAUGCCCGUUGCAGAAUGAAUAUACGGUGCAGAGUAGCAAACUGUCAAGAAAGACACAAUACAUUAUUACACCAAGAAGAGUUGCAAUCUAAUUGCAAUAUGCAUAGCAUGCAAUUUCAACAACCGAUCAUUUUUCGAAUGAUUCCCGUAGUAUUAUCUCACGGAGACAAAUCAGUGAAUACAUUGGCAUUCCUCGAUGAAGGUUCUUCAUAUACUCUGAUAGAAAGCUCGUUAACAAAAUAUUUACAGUGUCCCGGUGUUACAUGGACAGCAGGAAUGACACGAUUAGAACGUUAUUCGCAGAAACUGGAUUUGUCUAUAUCUGCUCAGGGUUCAACCGAAAAAUUCUCAAUAAGAAACGCGCAUACUGUUGAAAAACUACAGUUACCCAUUCAAAGGCCACAGUUUGAUGACAUCAUGAAACGAUAUGAACAUUUAAGCGGUUUACCAGUGAUUAAUUAUCCAGAAGAAUCUCCAAGAAUUCUCAUUGGUUUGAAGGAUGUUUAUUUGUUUGCUCCAUUAGAAUCAAGAGUUGGAAAUCCUGGGGAACCAAUCGCGGUCAGAUCAAUAUUAGGCUGGACAAUAUAUGGUCCUGUGGCAAAUGAGCAGUCUCAGGCGAAUAUUGUAGGACAUCACUCAUGCACUGAAAUAUCCAAUCAAGAACUCCAUGACCUACUCAAAUUUCAAUAUACGUUGGAGGAAUCAGAUGUAUCUGUGGAAUUUAUUCCAGAAUCCGACGAUGUUCGUAGAGCGCGAGAAAUUAUGGAGAGAACCACUGUCCGAAUAGGGGAACGAUAUCAAACUGGACUGUUGUGGAAAGAGGAUGUUGUAGAGUUUCCCAACAGUUUCCCAAUGGCAAUGCGACGCAUGGAAGGGCUGAAGAGACGUUUAGCGAAAAAUCAAGAACUUUUAGAGAAUGUUAAACAACAGAUAGUAGAGUAUCAGAAUAAGGGAUACUGUCAUAAAGCAACUAAAAAGGAACUGACUGAAUCAGAUCCGAAACGUGUAUGGUACUUGCCACUCAAUGUUGUACUUAACCCCAAGAAGCCGGGUAAAGUGCGUCUUGUUUGGGACGCAGCAGCGGUUGUAGAAGGGAUUUCCCUAAACUCCAAGUUGCUUAAAGGUCCCGACUUCCUUACAUCACUGCCAUCGAUAAUCUGCAAGUUUCGUGAACACCUCAUCGGAUUUGGAGGAGAUAUCCGAGAGAUGUUUCACCAAAUUUAUAUUCGUCCAGAAGAUCGUCAAGCACAACGGUUUGUUUUUGAGAGUCAGAUCUAUGUUAUGGAUCGUGCAAUAUUUGGGGCUACAUGUUGUCCCAGUCAAGCAUUAUACGUAAAAGACACGAAUGCUAAAGAAUUUGCUUCAAUAUAUCCAGAGGCAUCAACAGCAGUAAUUAAUAAACAUUAUGUUGAUGACUAUUACGAUAGCGUGGAAACUGUAGACAAAGCGGUGAAACGAGCGAAAGAAGUAAGAGAAAUUCAUUCUAAGGCUGGUUACGAAAUUCGAAACUGGAUAUCGAACUCAACAGAAUUUAUGAAACAACUUGGAGAAAUAGAGACUAAUCGUUUGAUUCACUUUCAUUGUGACAAAGAAUCUGGUUUCGAACGCGUACUGGGCGUCGUUUGGGACAUAAAGGAACAUAUUUUUACAUUUUCCAUGCAGAUGAGAAGUGAUUUACAACCAUACCUCGUUGGAUUGAAGCAUCCGACGAAACGAAUUGUAUUGAGCUGUGUGAUGAGUCUUUUUGACCCUCUGGGCCUCCUCGCAGUUUUCACAAUUCACGGUCGAAUACUGAUACAGGAUUUGUGGCGGAGCGGCUGUGACUGGGAUGAAAUGAUUGAUGAGGAGUCUAUGCAAAAGUGGAAACGCUGGACGAGUUGUUUGAUCAUGGUGGAAUCAAUUAAAGUUCCUCGAUAUUACUUCGGAAAUGGAUGCGCUCUAGACACGAUCAAAAGUGGCACCUUUGAAAAAGCUCUCAAUUCCACGCUUGGAACUAAUGGUGGCAGUCCUUGGAGCUAG